Molecule: messenger RNA, 1802 nt
Organism: Carassius carassius (crucian carp)
Lineage: Eukaryota; Metazoa; Chordata; Actinopteri; Cypriniformes; Cyprinidae
Product: complement C1q tumor necrosis factor-related protein 6-like
Exons: 2
Coding region: 938-1663 (241 amino acids)
Molecular function (GO): protein binding
Source: RefSeq, a predicted model, not a curated record
UGUCUAUGUCUGUCACUUUUGCCGUGGAAAUUGCCAGUACUGAAAGUUUUACGACUAACCCCUUCAGACAUUAAUUUUUAUGCUAUUAUCAAAAGCUUCACUUUUCUUAUGGGUCUCAACAUGUCAGACCCAGCAGCCUGUUAUAGUCUGAUGUAAUACAGACACUUCUAUAUACAGAUAUAUUUUAUAUCCACUGAUUUAAGUCAUGAUUUAGGGUUUACUUGCAGCUUUUUUUGGCCAAGAACUGCUAACUUGCCCUACUUGUAAAGCAUCCAGCUUUUCUUCUUUUAUGUGCUGUUUGGGACAGUUUAUUUAAAAAUAGAUUAUACCAUAAUCAUAGAGCAUUGUGGCAAACCUGCUGCAUGGCAAAAAGUAAUUUAAAUAAUUGCAAAUAAUUAAAUAAUCUGAUAUGAUCCAUGGAAAUGAAACACAGCCUCAUUGUUUUCACUUUUUGGGGGAAUCAACCUAUGAUUACUAAUAGUAUCUGUACAUUUAGCUGGGACAUGAGAAAUAAACAUCAAGAUUAAACCUCAGCAGUGGAUCUGAAUUUGGAAGUGUUUUAAAGUUAUAUUUCAAGUUAUCAGAUGAACUCUGGAAGAUACGAGCUGGAUUCUGUCGAGCAGAGACACAGACAGACUGAACUGUGUUACUUUAGCUGUAAUCAUGUGCAGGUUGGACUCGGUCCAACAGAAACAUUAAUCUGGGUCUUGAAGGGGCCUACAUUUGUCAGGCUGCAUUCCACUCUCAGCAUUACUCAGAAGCCCCUCUCUUUCUAUUCUCUAUCUAGUCUACCUUAAUGAUCCCAAAAAUAAAUGAACGGAUGCUUCCACAAUCUCAUAUAAGUGAAAGAAUAACAGUGUGUGGAAAGUUAUUAUAGGGAGUGACUGAAAUGCACAUGAAAUGAAAGCAAUUAUAUUCUUUUAACUCAGAUUGCACAAUGUUUGGGACUCUCCUGCUUGCCUGUCUGUUUCUACAUCUGGUUGUCUCUGUACCUCCACCGCCCUGCCGUCGAUGCUGUGAGCACCUCCCAGCACCAGAGGACGCUGCGACCCUCAAAGAAAGCAUGCCUGCGAUGCCCGAGGUCCGCACAUACAUCAACAUGACCAUUCUCAAAGGGGACAAAGGUGACCGUGGAGAAAGAGGGACACCUGGGAAGCCUGGGAUUGAGGGUUCACUGGGACCACGGGGGUCUGGAGGCCCCAAAGGAGAUAAGGGACAAGCCGGAGCUCCAGGAGACGCCUGCAAGUCCCAGCAUUCUGCUUUCUCAGUGGGCCGACGUAAGUCCCUUCACAGCAUUGACAACUACCAGGCCCUGAUCUUUGACACUAUCUUCGUGAACUCCCCCGAACACUUUGACAUGUUUGCCGGGAAAUACCGUUGCCAAAUCCCAGGAAUCUACUUCUUCAAUGUGAACAUCCACACGUGGAACUUCAAGGAGACGUACCUGCACAUCAUGCAGAACAACAGUGAGAAGGCCAUCGUCUACUCUCAGCCCAGCGACCGCUCCAUCAUGCAGAGCCAGAGCCUCAUGCUGCCUCUGCAGGCGGGCGACGAGGUCUGGGUGCGUCUCUACAAACGUGAGCGCGAGAACGCCAUCUACAGCGAUGAUGUGGACAUUUACAUCACCUUUAACGGAUACCUCGUCAAACCAGAAACAGAGUGAGACCAGUAAUAGAGACGGGACAUGAAGUUUGAAAAUGUGUCAAAAUGCUUGAUUAGUGGAGCAGCUUUAACAAAACUGAAAAUCAUCCAAACAUUUCAUAUUAGAUUUCUGCAGUCCAAAAAAAAAUAAAAAAUCCUAA